Messenger RNA from Suricata suricatta (meerkat), 3164 nucleotides. RefSeq names its product SPT7 like, STAGA complex gamma subunit (gene SUPT7L). Bases 588 to 1826 code for a protein of 412 amino acids. The record is from RefSeq and is a predicted model, not a curated record. Lineage: Eukaryota; Metazoa; Chordata; Mammalia; Carnivora; Herpestidae. Gene Ontology annotation, cellular component: SAGA complex. The transcript has 6 exons. Gene Ontology annotation, molecular function: transcription coactivator activity; protein heterodimerization activity.
AAGCGCUUCCGGCAGCCUAGGACCACUAGCCCACCAGCCAGUCUUCCGGUCCCGAUCCGCGACCCUCCCCUCAGGCCUUUCCCAGGCACACCGUGGUCCGGCCCAGCUCCUGCGACGCGGCAGUGAAUAGUGGCGCUUUUAUGCCUCCGUCCAGGCCCAGACCUCCUCGUCUCCCGGCUGCGCCGCGCAUCAGGUAACCCCAGGAUUCUGUGAUUGUCGCCUGCGCCUGCUGAUGUGACCGAGGAGCCCCGAGGGACCUGUGCAUUCUUUGAGCUUGGUGCCUAUUCUUCGUCCUCUUUUCGGUCAGGGAUCUUGCAGUGGUCUUUGUUCCUUCCAUAAUGCCUGGCAUUUGAUAAAACAUUUGCUCAACUUGAAGAGACAUAUGGGCAGUGAAUCUGGAAAGGGAGAACAUCUUUGGUCCUACAGUGUUGUUGACACUGACAUUUCCUAAGUGAUGUUGAACAGCCUACUUUUGAUGUAAAUAACUGGCUAGACUUCAUCUUUUUCACUACGGAAGCUUAUAACCUAGAGAUUUAAAAACACUGCUUUAGGUCAUCACUAUAUUUAACUUGAAAGGUUAUUCCAAAAUGUUGAGAUACUGGGGAGAGAUACCAAUCUCAUCAAGCCAGACCAACAGAAGUUCCUUUGAUUUGCUCCCACGGGAGUUCCGUCUCGUGGAAGUCCAUGACCCACCCCUGCAUCAACCCUCAGCCAAUAAGCCCAAGCCCCCCACUAUGUUGGACAUCCCCUCAGAGCCAUGCAGCCUCACCAUCCAUACCAUUCAGCUGAUCCAGCACAACCGACGUCUGCGCAACCUGAUUGCCACAGCUCAAGCCCAGAGUCAGCAACAGACAGAAGGUGUAAAGACUGAAGAGAAUGAACCUCUUCCCUCUUGCCCUGGGUCGCCUCCUCUUCCUGAUGACCUCCUGCCUUUGGAUUGUAAGAAUCCCAAUGCACCAUUCCAGAUCCGGCACAGUGAUCCAGAGAGUGACUUUUAUCGCGGGAAGGGGGAACCUGUGACGGAACUCAGCUGGCACUCCUGCCGGCAGCUCCUUUACCAGGCAGUGGCCACAAUCCUGGCCCACGCAGGCUUUGAGUGUGCUAAUGAAAGUGUCCUGGAGACCCUCACUGAUGUGGCACAUGAGUAUUGCCUUAAGUUCACCAAGUUGCUGCGCUUUGCUGUGGAUCGGGAGGCCCGGCUGGGGCAGACUCCUUUCCCCGACGUCAUGGAGCAAGUAUUCCAUGAGGUGGGCAUCGGCAGUGUGCUCUCCCUCCAGAAGUUCUGGCAGCACCGCAUCAAGGACUAUCACAGUUACAUGCUACAGAUUAGUAAGCAACUAUCUGAGGAGUAUGAAAGAAUUGUCAAUCCUGAGAAGGCCACAGAGGACACUAAACCUGUGAAGAUCAAGGAAGAGCCUGUGAGCGACAUCACCUUCCCUGUCAGUGAGGAAGUGGAGGCUGACCUUACUGCUGGAGACCAGUCACUGCCCAUGGGAGUGCUCGGGGCUCAGAGUGAGCGCUUCCCCUCGAACCUGGAGGUCGAAGCUUCGCCACAGGCUUCAAGCACAGAGGUAAACGCUUCCCCUCUUUGGAAUCUUGCCCAUGUGAAAAUGGAGCCUCAAGAGAGCGAAGAAGGCAACGUCUCUGGACAUGGUGUGCUGGGCAGUGACGUCUUCGAGGAGCCCAUGUCCGGGAUGAGCGAGGCUGGGAUCCCCCAGAGCCCCGAUGACUCGGACAGCAGCUAUGGUUCCCAUUCCACCGACAGCCUCAUGGGAUCUUCCCCUGUUUUCAACCAGCGGUGUAAGAAGAGGAUGAGGAAAAUAUAAAAGGAAAAGGGGAGAUGUUCUGUCCAGAUUCAUAAGACCCAACAGAAAAUCCCGAUGUAGUCCAGUGUUCUCGUAAAAGAUGAUUUGACUCUUCCUCUUAAACACAGCGCAAUUUCUGGAUUUCAGUGGAGACGGAUUUAACCAAAUAAGUUUGCAUUUUACUUUUACAUCGUUUUUGUGGUUUCCCACAACCAAGCCACCUUUCCCAGACCGCUCACGACACCAGGAUGGUAAUCAGGAGACCGGAGUGCUGGCCCUGCCGUUCUUACCAUUGCACGGCUAAGAUACGCACACUGAUCGCCCUGUACACACGGACAUUGUAUAGACUGAGAUUGUUCUCAAACCUCAGAGCUGUGCUUGCAAAGACUCACAAGUAAAUAUAUGCCGCUAUCAGAUGUCAGUUUUUCCACUGAACUUGCUUCCCGUUGGGGUCGAAUCACUGGGAACCUGGUACUAAAACCUAACAGAAAAUAGUUAAUCCCCUUAUCAGUGGUCGUUUUAAAACCGUUUUUGCUGCCCAUGAGGUCUCCUGAACCCAGGGGUCUGUGGUGCUGCUUCGGACAGCCAUGUUCCAUCCACAUUGCUUUUUGGGGUUUUUUUUUUCUUCCUUUUUUCCUUUUAAUCUCUACCCCCAAAAUGGGGCUCAAACUCACGACCCCCAGAUCAAGGGUUGAAUGUUCUACCUAACGCAGGCACCCUUCUUCUUCCUUCUUUAGACUUACUCCAUCUACCCUCAUCCUUCUUGUCAUUUUCUCAUUUCCAUUCCACUUUUAAAAAUAUUUCACCAUGUACCUUUCAGUUGUUUUAUUUUCUUUGUUGGGAAUGAAGCAAACAGGAACUGUCCAAGGACAGACUUAUGUGAAUUCCAUUUGUUGCAUCUACUUGGCCGUCAGAGGAUAGCAGUCCAUUCCUUUGCCAGAAUUCCACAUCUGCAUUGUGUUGCUACUAGAUGGGCAGCCUCUAAAAGAGUUAACAGUACAUAUCUUUCUCCUUUACAUCAUGUCCUCAACUUUACAUGAUUACUCACCCAUCACAGUAUCCGCCCUGCCCAGCAUCUAGAAGUCUCAGUAUUUAUUGAAUGAUUAGCACUAGAAUAAUUAGGAGGAAUUAGCAGAUGUGUGUUUUUUGCUCUGGUAAUGGGUUCUGGUAUGUUAAAUCCUGCUGAUAUUUGGUUUUUGGGUGAAUACAAGUCUUUUGAAAUUUACAGCAUUCUUUUAAUAGAGACCAAAAUCAAGGCAUGGCUGUAAUUAGUACAUUACUGAAUGCCUUAAAUGUACGUCCCAGGUGCUGAGAAUGAAAAUGAAUGCAACAGCAAUAAAAUGAGAUUAUAAACCAUCA